This is a messenger RNA of Benincasa hispida (wax gourd), 1422 nucleotides long. RefSeq lists its product as uncharacterized. The record is from RefSeq and is a predicted model, not a curated record. Lineage: Eukaryota; Viridiplantae; Streptophyta; Magnoliopsida; Cucurbitales; Cucurbitaceae.
AUGAUAAUCCCAAGGUACAUUGCUCUUGAAUCAAAGAAUAAUCACAAAUAUCUCGAGUCCACAGACGAAGAUGAAAUCAUCAAAGGGUUUCUAAGGUUCACGGGAGAAAAUAUAGUGAACCCACGCUCAAAGUUCGAAGUGGAAAUAGCAAACUGUGAUAGCCGUUUGGUUCACAUAAGAAGUUGCUACAACAACAAAUAUUGGGUUAGCUGUACAACCGUGGAUGACAAACAAUGGGUUCCAACAACAAAUUACGAAUGGGUUGCAGCAAUGGCACAAGAUCGUGAAGAAGAUCAAUCCAAAUUGACUUGCACUUUAUUUAAACCUGUGUACGAUGCUCAACAUUCUGCCUUCAAAUUUGUUCAUGUUAAAUUCAACAUUCGUCUCGCCUUAUCAAGACACUACAGCAAAGUACGAGACUAUGGAUUAAAUUGUAUCAAGUCGGGGUUCGAUUUGACAGAUUGCUUCAUAAUCACUGAUUGGGAAUCAUUAAUGAUUUUGCCAAAACAUGUUACUUUCAAGGGAGAUAAUGGUUGUUACUUGCAAGGGAUUUGGCAAGAAGGACAUCCAUAUCAACAAUUCUCUGGUAACGACAUUGGGGACCAAAGAGUUCCUCAUGAGACUUUCAUGACUACCAAGGGUUAUGUUCGAAUCAAAUCUAACUACCACGGAAAGUUUUGGAGGCGGGAUCCUGAUUGGAUUUGGGCUGACUCAGAUGACACGUCGUCGAAAGAUCCCAACACUUUGUUUUGGCCUAUACGUCUCGACAACAACCACGUGGCGCUUCGGUGUUUAGGGAACAAUAAAUUCCUCGGAAGGGUGAGUUUUGAAUGGAAGACGAAUUGUUUGAAUGCUUGUACUCCUACUAUUACAACUGAAACGAAGUUGAAAAUGGAAGAGCCUGUGAUUUCAAGGAGCAUUUAUAAUGUCAAGUAUCGACUUUCGGAUGCGAGGAUUUACGACGAGAAAGUUAUGAUCAUGGCUACUCAAAAAGCUAUUAAUAAAAGUAGUCAAAGUGAAACAAUAACUUUGAAGUUUAUGUGUAGUGAGACUAAAAGUAGCACUUGGGUAUCUUCUACUACAUGGAAGUUGGCUGCACAAACAGCUCUUAAAGCAGGUUUGCCUUUUAUUGCUGAUGGGAAGAUUACAAUUUCAGCAGAGUUUUCAAAAACAUAUAACUGGGGAGAAAGUUACACAUCUACCAAAACAUUGGAAACCACACAAGUUGUUACUGUGCCAGCUAUGUCAAUGAUGGAGGUUAGCCUAUUGGCUACACAAGGUUAUUGCGACGUUCCCUUUUCCUACAUCCAACGUGACGUUCUUUCAAAUGGUAAACAAGUUUCUCAUGAAUUUGAUGAUGGUGAAUACAAUGGCAUCAACUGUUAUAACUUUAAGUAUCAGACUAAAGAAACUCGACUUUGA